CAUGAAUGCAGCAAGUUGCACAAUGACGCGUACCGCAACUGAAUACUUUCGCUUCCUAAAACAAAACGGACUGUUAACACCGGGUGGUGGACACAAACUAAACCCCCUGGUCACGUGGAUGUUCUUUCAACCGACUUCCUAAACACAAGAGAGAGGAAUGUACGAGCCUCGUUAAUCAUUGUGACGGUUGAUUCAAUGAUAGACCGGUUCUUCUUCACUGCGGAAGGAUACAGCCGUGGCACCAAAAGAGAAGGAACUAUUCACAAAAUGCUUGACGACGAGAUCAAUUUCAGAUGUUUAUAGCGUUGCAUUGUCAAUAUGAUAACCUAGUAAACGACCUGUGGCCAUAACGCUUGAGCCAGCAGCGUGUUUCAUCGACUUCAGAGGACAGUUACCAAUUUCUGCAAUUGUCAUUGUGGCCGUUGUAUGGGUCAGAUGGAAGAGGCCAAGGCUCCGUGCCUUAGCAUCCUCACCCACCACAGGGAGCUGCUGGUGUCCCGGUUGAGGAGCAUUCAGUGCAUCCUGGACAACUUGUUGGCCUGUGGCUUCGUCUGUGAAGAGGAUGUCGAGAUCGUACAGCGAUCUGCCACCAAGACGGAUCAGGUGCGCAAAAUCUUGGAGCUAGUCCAGUGCAAAGGGGAGGAGGCCUGUGAAUACUUUAUUUACAUCAUAUAUAAAGUAUGUGACGCAUACAUAGACUUCCAGCCAUGGUUGAAAGAGAUCAACUACACCCCAAGUAGUGAUGCAAGGGCAAUGGUGGUGGUCAACACCGAUCCCAUCAGCAGAUAUUGUGAGAGGUUGAGGCAUGAGAUGAGCCGGGACACCAGCUUCAUCUUGUCAUACGGCCAGCGAGAGGAGACCCGCCUGGAGGACCUAUACACUGACACACAGAUGGAACUGCUGAAUGACCGCAAUGAAAGUUUGGGCUUCUUGGAGAGUCUAGAGCAGCUCCUCGGAGACCAUGCCGUCUUCAAUCCCCAAGGUGAAACCAUCUAUGUGAUGGGAGAUGCCGGUGUGGGAAAAUCCAUCCUCCUGCAGAAGCUCCAGAACCUCUGGUCCAAAAAGGAGCUACAGACGGACGCCAUCUUCUUCUUUAAGUUCCGCUGCAGGAUGUUGAGCGUCUUCAAGGACACCGAUCAGAUCUCCCUCAGAGACCUUUUGUUCAAAUACAACUGCUACCCAGAUCAUGAUCCAGACAAUGAGGUGUUUGACUACAUCCUGCGCUUCCCGGAGAAGGUUCUUUUCACAUUUGAUGGCUAUGACGAGAUUCAGAUGCAUGAUCUGAUGAAUGUUCCUGAGGUGGUGUCACCAGAAGUCAAGGCACACCCCGUCCAGCUGCUCAUCAGCUUGCUCUGUGGGAAACUACUCAAGGGCUCCCAGAAGGUGCUGACGGCCCGGACGGGGACCGAGAUCCAGAGCAGGGUGAUCAGAAAGAAGGUGGCUCUGCGGGGGUUCUCACCGGCUCACCUGAAGACCUACAUUGAUCUUCACUUCAAGGAGCAGGAGCACCGAGCUCUGGUGUCGGUUCAGCUGGAUGCCAGCCCCCACCUCUGUGGCCUCUGCUCCACCCCACUGUUCUGCUGGAUCGUGCUGAAGAGCUUUAGGCACCUGCACACCAUGCACGAUAGCUUUCAUCUGCCUGAGACCUGCAUCACCUUCACGGACAUCUUCCUGUUGCUGUCUGAGGUGCUCCUCAGCCGUGCAGGCUCACCUGCACCGUCUCUGCUGAAGAAAACCACUCGGUGUGUCUCCGAGACCUUCAAAGCGGGGCUCAGGCCUCUCGCGGCAUUUGCCAAACUGGCCCUUCAGGGUAUGGAGAGAGGCCGCUUCAUUUACAGUCAAGAGGAGAUCACUGAGUGUGGACUGGCAGAGGAGGACCUGACCAUGGGCUUUCUCAGACCUGUCAGUGAGUAUGAUGCCAGCGGGAGCCCUGCUACAUUUGAACUCCUCCAUAUCAUCCUCCAGUCUUUCUUGGCGGCCUUUGCUCUAGUGUUAGACGAGCAGGCUGCUGCCGGCUCCAUCCUCAAGUUCUUCACGGAGUGCAGCAGGAAAAGUGAACCCGCCUGUCGGCCUUUCGGCUUCUGCAUCUGUGGCUCCUCAAAGUCCAACGAGAAGACGCCAUUUGAAACUAAUGAACACCUCCAGUUCACUAAUCUGUUCUUGUGUGGCCUGCUGUCCAAGGCCAACGCUGGCCUGAUGGAGCACCUGGUGUCCCCGGUGUUAUUAAAGAAGAAACGGACCUUGCUGAAAUCCUACCUCUCCACCAGUGUAAAGUCACACCUCAUUGGCUUACCCCACUACGACAGUGAAGAGGGCAGGAAAGUUCACGUUUUGCCCAACUUCCUGUGGAUGCUGAGGUGCAUCUUCGAGACGGGGAGCAAAGACAUCGCUCUGAUGACGGCAAAAGGCAUCACAGCCGGCUUCAUCAAGCUGGGUUACUGCAAUGUGUUCUCAGGCGACUGCACCGCCCUGAACUUUGUACUGCAGCACCGUCGGAAGCUCCUGGGCCUCGACAUGGACAACAACAACAUCAGUGACUAUGGGGUGAAGCAGCUGAGGCCCUCCUUCAGUAAGAUGACAGUAGUGAGAUUGUGUGUCAAUCACCUGUCUGACAGCAGCAUCGAGGUUCUUGCAGAAGAGCUGUGUAAGCACAAAGUUGUGGAGGUCUUAGGACUUUACAACAAUUACAUCACAGAUGCUGGAGCCAAGCUAGUUGCUCAGAUUAUUGAGGAAUGCCCAAAGCUGCGAGUUGUCAAGAUUGGGAAAAACAAGAUCACGAGUGUUGGUGGGAGGCAUUUGGCCGGCGCAAUUCAGAGGAGCGCUUCUAUAUUUGAUGUGGGAAUGUGGGGGAACAGCAUCGGCGAUGACGGAGCGGGAGCAUUUGCGGACGCUCUGAGGCACCACCCGAGACUUACCAACCUCAGUCUCUCAGCCAAUGGCAUUACAUCGAAAGGUGGGCAGCGCCUGGCAGAAGCACUGAAGGAGAACAGCGUCCUCAGGAUAUUCUGGUUGGUGCAGAAUGGAUUGACUGACGAUGCAGCGCCACACUUUGCCGAGUUGGUCCAAGCGAACACGGGUUUAAGCCACCUCUGGUUAAUCAACAACCAGUUCACCGUGGAUGGGAUGAAACACCUCGCUACGGCCCUAACCCACAACACAGCCCUCAAAGAGAUAUGUGUGAAAGGAAACCAGCUCUCUGAGGAGGAAGAGAGGCAGUUUGUGGAAGAGAAGAGGCUGCUGUUCCACUGACUGGGCUAAAUAAUGCCCGCCUUGCAUGCAGUGUCAGCAAACCGAUACUGUAUACGCAUAUCGUUCAUUGCUGAUGAAACUUUUUUUAUUCUAAGCAAAACAGUCCGUUUCAUGUUAAUGUAGAAGAUGUUUACUGGAGAAAUCUAAACCAAAUAUGUGACAGAAAUACACAUGAACAAGAGGGAAAAGCCUUCUGUGUAAGAAAAACAAAAAACAGAAUGCCUGGAUAUUUAUGAUCAUUUAUUCAAUAGUUACAAGGAAAAGACUUCACCUGCUAUGUGAAAAUCAUCAGUAGUCAUAAACUAAUACAAAUAUAGCCUCCCAGUAUCACACACAUCAUUCACAGAUCGGUCAAGAAUAUUUCAUGUCAGCUCUCUACCUGAAGCGUUUAGUAUUUUAAUUGUUUUAAGUUAGUGAAACAACUGUAAUAAAUACCAUUUUUAAUCCCAGUGGGUUUAAUAAAAGUGCUCUACCUUUCUAA
Molecule: messenger RNA, 3730 nt
Organism: Cyclopterus lumpus (lumpfish)
Lineage: Eukaryota; Metazoa; Chordata; Actinopteri; Perciformes; Cyclopteridae
Gene: nod1
Product: nucleotide-binding oligomerization domain containing 1
Exons: 13
Coding region: 427-3249 (940 amino acids)
Biological process (GO): regulation of apoptotic process
Molecular function (GO): protein binding
Source: RefSeq, a predicted model, not a curated record